Messenger RNA from Trametes versicolor FP-101664 SS1, 1576 nucleotides. RefSeq names its product delta-12 fatty acid desaturase protein. Gene Ontology annotation, biological process: lipid metabolic process. The record is from RefSeq and is a predicted model, not a curated record. The transcript is spliced from 11 exons. NCBI's taxonomy places the organism in Eukaryota, Fungi, Basidiomycota, Agaricomycetes, Polyporales, Polyporaceae. Bases 30 to 1298 code for a protein of 422 amino acids. Gene Ontology annotation, molecular function: oxidoreductase activity.
GACUCUACCAUCUGCACCCGGCGAACAUCAUGGACGCCCUCCUGACCGACGGCGCAGAGUACACCGCGCGCACGCACACCGCGUUCACGCCGCCCGACGUCGACCUGCGGGCCCUGCGGCGCGCGAUCCCGAACGAGGCGUUCCACCGGAGCACGCGGCGCGCGCUCACGGGCAUCGCGCCCGUUUUUGCUGCGACGGUGCUGCUGGGGGUGUUUGGCUGGCACAUUGACACGUUUGUUGCAUGGCUUGCGUUGUCGCGAAUGUGGGGAAAUGUGCUGAGGUGGGCGCUCUGGGUUGUUUAUUGGAACGCGCAGGGGAUUGCGUGGGCGGGGUUGUGGUCCGUCGGUCAUGAAGCCGACCACGACAACCUCUCGCCGCUCAAAUGGCUGAACCACACAAUAGGGCUCGCGUGCCACACCCUCAUCUUCCUCCCGUACUUCUCGUGGCGGCUCACGCACAUCCGGCACCACAAGACCGCGGGGAAUCUCGACACGGAGGAGGUGUACGUGCCGCACCUGCGCUCGUCGUACGGGCUGCCGCCGCCCGCGGAGGCGACGAAGAGCGACUACCGCGAGGCGUUUGAGGAGACGCCGGUGUUCCGGCUGUGUCGGUUUGCGGUCAUGCAGUUUUUGGGGCUGCAUACUUACUUGACAUGGAACACAAUGGGCUCGAAACGCUACCCGAAAGGCGCAAACCACUGGAACCCAUACUCGGGGCUGUUCACGCAGGACGAGUACGCAGCGGUGCACGUCUCGAACGCGGCAAUCCUCUCCAUGAUCGCCGCGCUGUCCCUCCUCGCGCGGUAUACGUCCUGGGCGUUCGUCGCCAAGUUCUAUGUCGCGCCGUUCCUCGUCACGAACCACUGGGUGAUGGCGAUGACAUUCUUGCAGCAUUCGUGCCCGACGGUGCCGUUCUACCGCAGCAACGCGUGGAGCCGCACGCGCGGCGCGCUGUCCACCAUCGACCGGCCGUUCCUCGGGUGGGUCGGGAAGUACAUCUUCCUGGGUGUGAACCACUACCACACCACGCACCACCUCUUCGCAACGAUACCCUUCUACAACCUGCCACUAGCACACACAGCAAUCCGGCCGCUGCUGGGGGACGCGUACAACUACGACUCGACGGGGGUGCUGCGCGCGCUGUGGCGCUCGUUCGUGCAUUGCCUGUUCGUCGAGGAGGAGGGCGCGGUCGUGUUCUACAAGGACGCGAGCGGGAGUGCGCAGCGCGUCGUUGACCCGAAGGCCGCGGUUGAGGCUACCUUGGAGGGUGCACGGGUGGACGCGGAUGGGGGUGACUAGACUUCGGCCUCAGUUUUUUCGGGGAGAAGAGGAGCUUGGGCACGAUACCUUUUUGCCUGUGCCUAUGCCUUUGAUGGGCUUCAGAGCUCGCACGUCGGGGCUACUACAGCGCUGGGGCGCUGAUUGGACAGUGCGGUGUGCGGACACCGGUGAAUGUGUCUCUCUUGUCAUAAGAUUAUUCGCGUGCGAGGCUGCUGCCUGCGUUAUCGACUUUGUGUAUCAUAGACGUACUGGUCGUGGUGACAAAUAUGUGGUUAUAUUCGACGAUUGUGUAUGGG